Messenger RNA from Halteromyces radiatus, 814 nucleotides. RefSeq lists its product as uncharacterized. The record is from RefSeq and is a predicted model, not a curated record. The transcript has a single exon. NCBI's taxonomy places the organism in Eukaryota, Fungi, Mucoromycota, Mucoromycetes, Mucorales, Cunninghamellaceae. Bases 29 to 781 code for a protein of 250 amino acids.
UUUUUUCUUUCUUUAGUUGAUUCUUUUGAUGUUUAAUUUGAUCUUUGGAUUUUUCAAUUCGCCUUCAACAGCUCAACAUCAUAGAAAAAAACGUCAACCAUCAUUACCUAAUAGUUUUUUUCCAACCAAUAAUGAUAUACAACCACUGUCUCCUUUGACCAUCACUGAUCCUAUCAGUGUACCCCUCUCUUAUCAAAAUAGCCAAGAUAGCGCCAAUGGCUCAUCACUUGAUAGCACCGACAGUUCCCUUGGUCCCCCAACCCCACCUUCACAACAUCCACAUGUUUCAUCAUCCUUAUGGUCCAUUUUGUCAGAAGGAAACGAAGACGAAUUUAUCAUGCCUUGCGAGAAAAGAAGAACCAAUCAUCAUCAUGCUCUUGUCAUAAAAAAAGCAGCACCAAUCAUAAGCGCAACUCCAGUAGAAGCCAUCAUCACCACAUCCAAAAAUAGUUCCAGUAGGGUGGAAGAUCCAACGGAGUUUUCCGAGACCAAGCAACCGGAGAAGGAAGAAGCUUCCUUCAUACCCCAUGAUGAUGUAUUAUGCAUGGAUAAAAAUGAUUUUGGUUCGACUACUAGUCUCUUUCAAUAUCAUCAAGGUCGUCGUUACUAUGCCAUUCGAUCCCUACGUGAAAAUCCUGAUCAUCUUCGGAUGGUGGUGGCCGAAAUCAAUAUGAUGCGUGUCAAUAAACUCGUGUCUCCUUUACGACCAAGAGCCAUCUUAUUAGAACGAUCAGAUCCUUUUAUACCAUGUCAACCAAGUCCUUUAAAAUGUUGUCUAUAGCACUGUCCCCUUAUUUUAUCAUGUACAUAUAAG